AUGGAUCCUUGUUUUUCUGAAAUAAUGGUAGAGUUUCUCGCCGUAGCCUUUCACAACAUUUUAUAUUAUGCGUCAGUGUACCCACGAAACAUAUUCGAGACUAGAAAAAAAUACAGUAUUGUAAUUUAUCAUUGUGUCCACCCAGAAAUCAAACAAUACAUAGAAUUGUGCUUGAAAAGUGCAUCCGAGUGCCUGAAGGCUGGUAAACUCCAUCGUAUAUUAUUCUCCAUAACCAACAAUGAUUACAAGCCACUGUUGAAGUUUGUGUUCGAUUUGAGUAAAAAUGAAGAAUUUAAUGACACGACCGAUGCAUAUUUAGUGCAAGCAGAGCAGAAUCUACGGGCUUUCUGUUUAAAAUUAUCGACCAUGUCAGAUAAAUUCGAAGGUCUUCCUGAGGAUGUCAGUUUUGCUAUACACCUUCAUACCACAGAGUCUACUGCAGUUUCUCUCGCCACAAAUCCAGAUUUUGAAGAGUUUCCUUUAGUUGAAGUUGAUGAGAUGGCGAAAGAAACAGAUAUGAUUAUACCUAUAAGGAGAUUUUCAAUCAGAAAAUUUAAAUUGGACACUUAUAUUGAAGUGCAAGGAACUUGAUUAAAAAAGUAUUAUUUAUGUGAACGGCUUUUGAGUGUAUUUGGAUAUAAAACAAAAUGUUGCAAUACACGUUGCAAUCACUAGUAAUGAAAUUAAUACUACUGAUUUUUAGACUAAGUUUUAUAUGUAUGAGUUACUUAACGGUAAUGCAGAACUGUAUACUAAUAAAUUCCAUCCAAUUUUUCAA
Plodia interpunctella (Indianmeal moth) is the source of this 778-nucleotide messenger RNA. It is a transcript of the gene PolZ2, whose product is annotated as DNA polymerase zeta subunit 2. The record is from RefSeq and is a predicted model, not a curated record. Gene Ontology annotation, cellular component: zeta DNA polymerase complex. The transcript has a single exon. Lineage: Eukaryota; Metazoa; Arthropoda; Insecta; Lepidoptera; Pyralidae. Bases 1 to 591 code for a protein of 196 amino acids.